Pelodiscus sinensis (Chinese soft-shelled turtle) is the source of this 2007-nucleotide messenger RNA. It is a transcript of the gene ASPG, whose product is annotated as asparaginase. Gene Ontology annotation, biological process: amino acid metabolic process. Lineage: Eukaryota; Metazoa; Chordata; Testudines; Trionychidae. The record is from RefSeq and is a predicted model, not a curated record. Gene Ontology annotation, molecular function: asparaginase activity; protein binding.
CCUGAGGAGCGGGCGAUCCGGAAAGGGGCGUGUCCAGUGCGGGGUGUCUAUAACUGCUCCCUGGCUCGCAGUGCUACCGGUAACAGUUCUUGACAAGCACGAGGGUCGGGGACUGCUACCGCGAGCCGUUGCCGUUGCUGUCGCCGGCUGAGCGCCGGUUCCGUGUGGCACAGAUGGAGGCAGCGGCGCUGGCGGCUAACGGGCUCUCCCUGGCCACAGCCCUCUCCUCCCCCCCGCGCCCGGCAGCCCCCAGCGGCGGGAGGCUGGCCAGCUUCGGCCGCUCCUGCUCUCUGGAGCUCGGGGGCGAUUACAAGGGGCCGGUGCAGGUGCGGGUGCUGGUGAUCAACACGGGCGGCACCAUCGGGAUGGUGGAGGAGGAAAAAGGACUUGCUCCUGAAGCUAAUAAGUUAGCAAAGGCUCUGAAAAAAAUGCCAAUGCUGCAUGAUGAUGUAUAUGCAAAAGAAUCCAGAUUUCCUGAUGAAACCUUGGUGCUUCCUCUCUCUAAACAAAAUAAAAGAAUUAUCUAUACAAUUCUGGAACUUUCACCAUUGCUUGAUUCUUCUAACAUGACGACAGAUGAUUGGGCUAAAAUUUCCAAGAAGCUUGAGCAAUACUAUGAACAAUACGAUGGUUUUGUGAUCCUUCAUGGCACAGACACAAUGGCAUAUACAGCUUCGGCUUUAUCCUUCAUGUGUGAGAACCUGGGUAAAACCAUUGUUCUGACAGGAUCUCAGGUGCCCAUAUAUGAAUUGCGGAAUGAUGGUCGAGCCAACCUGCUGGGGGCACUGCUGAUUGCUGGGCAGUUUGUAAUUCCUGAGGUGUGCCUGUAUUUUUAUAAUAAACUAUACAGGGGAAAUAGGGUGACUAAGGUGGAUGCUGGGAGUUUUGAUGCCUUUUCCUCACCUAACCUGCCUCCACUUGCAAAUGCUGAGGUUGAUAUUACAAUUAACUGGGAGACAGUGUGGAGAGCCGACACCACACAGAAGUUCAGGGUUCACACAACCAUGAAUGGGAAUGUUGGGGUACUGCGAAUCUUCCCAGGAAUUAAUGCUGCCACUGUGAAGGCAUUUCUUCAGCCUCCAAUGGAGGGCAUUGUACUUGAAACUUACGGAACUGGCAACGCACCAAGUAAUCGAGAAGAUUUGCUACUAGAACUGAAGAAAGCAACCGAACGAAAAGUAGUGAUUCUGAAUUGUACCCAGUGCUUACGCGGGAGUGUUGUUGCAGUCUAUGAAACUGGACAGUCUCUCUCUGAUGUAGGAGCAAUUCCAGGGGGUGAUAUGACACCUGAAGCAGCCCUAGCUAAACUUUCAUACAUACUGAGCAAACGUGAUCUUUGCUGGGAGGAGAAGAAGAAGAUGCUGAGUGAGAAUCUGAGAGGAGAAAUGACUGUAGUACCCAGAGAAGCCAAGAUCUGUCUUAAAGAUACAAAGUUUAUUCAAGUUAUUGCCAAAUCUCUAAGUGUCAGCUGCAAAGAGGAGCUAGAAGCCAUUAGAGAUGUAUUAAUUCCUUCUUUGGCCUGUGCUGCAGCUAAAAUAGGUGACAUAGGUGCACUAGCAGCCAUAAGAGAAAUGGGUGGAAACUUGAGCUGUGAAGAUUAUGAUGGUCGAACUCCACUUCAUAUUGCAUCAAGUGAAGGAAAUUUGAAACUAAUUGAGUAUUUACUGACAUAUGGAGCAUCUGUUCAUGCUAAAGACAUGUUUGGUGCUACUCCACUGAUGUAUGCCGUCAAAUUCAGGCAAUUAGAAGUGAUUCACUUACUACGUGAAACUGGAGCUCACCUUUCCAGCCAAGAGGUAGAGAACAUUGGAACAGAACUUUGCCGCCUUGCUGCUAAUGGUGAUAAGGAAGGGUUGUAUGUCUGGUAUCUCGCUGGUGCAAACCUGGAACAAACUGGUUAUGAUGGCAGAACUGCCUUUCAAAUAGCAGAGGCUACAGGGCAUAAGGCGCUCCUAGAUUUUUUUAAUGAAAUGAAGAUCAUGAAAGGUUAUGCAAAAUGAACAUUGC